AUGUCUUCUUUCAAUUACGGGUUCGACGUGCAGGCUAUGGCUGCAGCCCAAGCAAUGAACUCUUUCGACGCUCAGUUUGGGAUUUAUGCAAAGAAAACGCAUAAAUGGAAGCUCCAACCAUACUUCCUGUCUCUUCUGAAUAGUUGCCAUGCUCCGGCACAGAUUGCGGGAGUCUAUGUUGGUAGUGUCAUCAGUAACCGAUAUGGUCGACGGAUGUGUGUGUUUGUCAUGAGCAUUUACGCAUUGUUUAGCUCAGCCAUUAUCUUCUCAUCCCACACGAAGGCUCAGAUCUUGGCUGGGAGAACCAUCCACUAUUGCUACCUUGGAAUGGAGCUAGCUGUAGUGCCUACUACGCUCGCAGAACUGUCACCCCCACGCUUUAGAAGUUCUAUGGUUGGCCUGUACUGGUUGAGCAUCAAGCUAGGUGGCUUGAUUAUUAGUGUCAUUGCGAACCGAACAUCUCAAGUGAACACAAACUGGGCCUGGCGCAUUCCAUUUUCCCUUUUCUUCAUUGUUCCAACAAUCGUGGCGAGCUUGAUCUGGUUCCUCCCAGAGUCCCCAAGGUGGCUCGUACUACGCGAUCGACAUGAUGAGGCUGCCAAGUCGCUCCGACGCUUACGAAAACCAGAAACAUCCGACGCUCAGCUGAUGGCCGAACUGGACGAACUCGAGACAGCAGUUGCACAACAGCCUCAUAAGGGUAAGUUCAUGGAGGUUUUCCGGGGCACGCAUUUGCGGCGAACCAUGAUUGCUUGUAUGGUGAACUUCUUCCAGCAAGCUAGCGGUCAGUCAUUCUCCUCUCAGUACGGCACUCUGUUCGUGAAAGGUCUUGGAGGCGUUGACCCAUUUACAAUAAACAUGGUCAACAAUGCCAUGAAUGUUAUAGGGAUAGUGAUAUGCUUGCUUCUUAGUGACAGAUUUGGACGAAGACCUAUGAUUCACAUCAGCGGAGUAUUGCAAGUUGGAGCAUUGUUGACCAUGGGAGCUCUCGGUGUCCAUGCACAUCCCAGGCUUUCAGAACGACGAGGCAUAGUCGCCAUGCUCCUUGUCUUCUCAUUCGGUUAUUCUGUCGGGUGGGCGCCGCUGACAUACCUCAUUGCAGCGGAAGUGCCCUCGCCACAGUUGCGCGAGCAUACGUUGCGUCUAGCAUACACUAUCAAACUGGUCACAGAGUGGACUGUAAGCUUUACCUACCCGUAUUUAGAGGACGACCAAUAUGCUGGAUUGGGGAGUAAGCUCGGCUUUAUAUACGGCUCAUUUGCUGCUCUGGCCGUGAUUUGUGGCUACUUCUUUGUCCCAGAAACACGAGACCUCGCAUUGGAAGAGAUUGACUGGCAGUUUAGCAAUGAUGUACCGACACGAAAGAUCCGAAGUAUCAAUUAG
Messenger RNA from Exophiala spinifera, 1383 nucleotides. RefSeq lists its product as uncharacterized. Gene Ontology annotation, molecular function: carbohydrate:proton symporter activity. Bases 1 to 1383 code for a protein of 460 amino acids. Gene Ontology annotation, cellular component: membrane. Gene Ontology annotation, biological process: transmembrane transport; carbohydrate transport. The record is from RefSeq and is a predicted model, not a curated record. NCBI's taxonomy places the organism in Eukaryota, Fungi, Ascomycota, Eurotiomycetes, Chaetothyriales, Herpotrichiellaceae. The transcript has 7 exons.